AUGGUUAUCCCCAGUGGCCAACAAAUCCCCAACAUGGCGUUCAACUUCCACGGCUGGGCCGUUGCAAUCCCUGAAGAGGUGGAUGGCUACGAGGUCAUCAAACUGAUGACUAGAGCCCCCUCAACUCUGCCCCUGACCAUGGCGAUAUCUAACCGAAAUCUUCAGACUAUGCAAGACCUGCAGCUCACCGACCAAGAGCAGCAAUCUCGGAGCGACCCGACGAAAGGGAUUGAUGAAGUCCUGCUCGUCGGCUUUACCGUCGCCGACCUCCCCGACGCCGCCAAGAAAGAAUACGCGAGGGAAUAUUGCGGUGACAUUGCUGUUGGUACCGUUGUCACGCCAGACCGUACCAUAACCGUCAACCACGACAACAGGCUGAUCUUAGUCGUCACACCUUUCGGCGGUUUGGACGGCGAGAUGAAGUUCUAUGGUCUUGUUUACCAACAGAAUGAGGCUGGGCUAUAUACUCCGUACAUCGUAGACCAGGACAGCUGCCUCUACUUGCCCAUCUUCCGGGGAGGGAUAGAGUCUGCUUCCGCCCGUAAAGGUCCAAAGGAGUGGAAUCAAAACACUCGAGAUAUUGUCGGAGGGCGAGGGCAAUUGGAAGUGUCUCAUGCUGUCGCAGUUAGUGCCAGUGACAGCGACAGAGCGGGGCAAGCAUCUCCCAAGGUCACGUCUGGUGCCACAGAUGACGACGAAAGAGAAGUUUCUCCGGACCCUUUUUGUGUCAACACUCCCAGCCUGAGGCGUUCGAGCAGCCCAAAUAAUCUCGAGCGUUUGCACACCCAAACCCAAGCCCAAUCUUUGACUGCAAAAUUCAUACCACUACUUCACGACGUCAUCAGGGUUGAGAAGACACUGAAAGAAGUUAUCACUGCAGCAGACAAAGCGUUAACGUCGUCACUGGCAGAGAUUUCUUCUGGAAGUGGAGAAGUUCAUCAUCCCCAUUCCGACAAGGAGAUUCGCGAGCGAAGUGCUUCUGCCCUGCUCGCGGGCGGGUUCGACAAGAUGUACAGGGAUCUUGUCCAGAUGACUAAAGUCAAGCGGCUCCACGACGAUCAACGGGUCGUCAACACCAUUCGCCAGAUUGUUGAUACCACACUGACGCCCUUGGUGUCAAGACUGCGGGAGAUGGAGAGACUGAUGGCGCCUGAGGAGGGUAUUGGGUCUGCGAAUGGCACAUCUGAGCACGACGGCCGAGAUGAUGGCCUCGACGAAGAUAUCAACGAAGGCAACGAAGACUUGAAAAAUGAUGCAUUUGCCAACAACACGGACCCCGACGGCACCCCGGAAGGCAAUCAAACCGAUAAAUGGAAGAAGGCGAGCCGAUGGAGGACUUACAAGAAAUGGAUGGCAGAGAAAAGAGAGGAUCCAGAAUUUGAAGAAAAUAAAGAUACCGAAGACGGGAAAGAAAAUGAAGACAGCCAAGAGACGAAUGGCCAUGAGAAGGAUGACUAA
Molecule: messenger RNA, 1458 nt
Organism: Sordaria macrospora k-hell
Lineage: Eukaryota; Fungi; Ascomycota; Sordariomycetes; Sordariales; Sordariaceae
Source: RefSeq, a predicted model, not a curated record